AAGGUGUACAUAUAAAUUUAAUAAAGAGUAGUGGUUAAAACACCCAUUUUCAAUCAACUGAACUGGUGCUCUGUCUUUUUCUUUAGCUAAUCUCAUUUUUCUUCUGGUUUACACUAUUUCCUUAUAUUUCAAAGUUUCUUGGGUUCUUCUUCUUCUAUACUUAGAUAGAAAUCCAAGAUUUGAGAGAUCAGAAGAGAAAGAUCUAGUGAAGCUUCAUAAGCUAUGGCGUCAAAGCUUCUUUUAAUUACAGUCUUCAUCUUCGAUCUCAUUGCAUUCGGUUUGGCUGUUGCAGCUGAGCAGAGAAGAAGCACUGCUGUAAUCAAACAGGAUUCUGAAGUAAAUUAUAAUUACUGUGUGUAUGACUCAGACAUUGCAACUGGGUAUGGUGUUGGUGCAUUCUUGUUCCUUAUGGUUAGCCAAGUCAUUAUAAUGGUGGCAAGUCAAUGUUUCUGCUGCGGCAAGCCUUUAAAUCCUGGAGGCUCAAGAGCUUGGGCUGUUAUUCUCUUCAUUACCUGCUGGGUAUUUUUCUUCAUUGCUGAGGUAUGUUUAUUGGCGGGUUCAGUAAGGAAUGCAUAUCACACCAAAUACAGGACAGUUUUCAGUGACAAUCCUCCAGAUUGCCAAACAUUAAGGAAAGGAGUUUUUGGAGCAGGAGCAGCUUUUACUUUAUUUACUGCCAUUGUUUCUGAAUUCUACUAUGUUAGCUAUUCCAAGGCCAGAGAUGGCUUCAAGCCUUAUGGUGGAGAAACUGGUGUAGGCAUGGGAACCUACAAAUAAGCUCAUUUAAAGCGCUAUAGUCAUGUAUAGAAGUGACUUAAUUCUCCACCUCUCUCUGCAUCAAUUUACUCAAUUAUCUUCCUUGAGUUCCAUUUCAUGUACAACGAAGACUUCAAUUUAAUUAGCUUUAUUGUAGUUUGUAUCAUGAGUUUUUUUCUU
Messenger RNA from Jatropha curcas, 936 nucleotides. RefSeq names its product fiber (DUF1218). The record is from RefSeq and is a predicted model, not a curated record. Lineage: Eukaryota; Viridiplantae; Streptophyta; Magnoliopsida; Malpighiales; Euphorbiaceae.